GUCCACUCCUGCUAGCCGCUUUGUGCUAUGUGGUAUGCUUUCGCUCUUAUCUUGUCGUCUAGUUUAGAUCGUAUAUUUGAAAUGUAAGCAAGGCAGAGAAAACACCAACCAUGGCCGUGUCUGCUAUCAGAAAUUGGUGGAAUACCCACCAGUUGGACAAAUCUGACGCCAAUGACUCCAACACAGAAGAAGACGAGGAGGAAUUAGCAGGGAGGAGGCAGUUAUCUAUGAACCUAAGUCAGACUCUGCGGACCAGGCAGCUACUCGUAGACUUUAAUGGCGGCCGACCUGUGUUGAGUCUCAGGGCACCGCUGGACCUGGUUAGCUUCCCAUCCAUCUCCUGCCCCCGGUGGCCCAUAGAGUGUGAGGUCAUCAGCGACAUCAUCCACCACAUGGAGUGGGACCCCCCAGAGCCAGAGUCUUUCUACAAGCCCACAGGGCAUGAGAGGACACCCAUGCCAGUAGGAGACGAGAGGGGGAAAGUGGUGUACUGCAUUGACCAUGCCACUAAGCGUCCCUUCUUCACCUGCUCCCGUGUCGGAGGAAGCAGGGGGCCCAUUAAGAGCGCCUCUUCAUAUGGCGAUCAGACAGAUUUCACCCUUGAGUUUGAGUCACGCUUUGAGAGUGGAAACCUCCAGAAGGCAGUGCAAGUGGGAGUCUAUGACUAUGAGCUCACCCUGCGCACAGACUUGUAUACCAGGAAGCACACACAGUGGUUUUACUUCAGGGUCAGGAACAUGAAGGCUGGGGUGACAUACCGCUUCACCAUCGUCAACUUGAUGAAGAGCAGCAGCCUGUAUGUUCAGGGUAUGAGACCACUCCUCUACUCAGGGAGGGCCGCCAACGAGAAAGGUGUUGGAUGGCAACGCACCGGCGCCAAUAUCAGAUACUACCGCAAUUGCCAGCAGAACACAAAGGAAAACAACAGUGACACGCUCUCCCUGUUCUCACUCACCUGGACUCUCCAGUUCCCUUAUGACUCUGACACCUGCUACCUGGCCCACUGCUACCCCUACACCUAUUCCCACCUGCAGCGUUACCUGAGGCGCGUUUCCUCCAACCCAGCAGUAGCGUCAUACUGUACACUGAGGGUGCUGUGCCACAGCCUCGCUGGGAACGCCGUGUAUGUGGUGACAAUAACGUCCCGGGGGGGCAGCAGGAUGGAGGGUAGGACUAAGAAGGCUGUAGUGGUGACGGCCCGAGUGCACCCUGGGGAAACCAACGGGUCCUGGAUGAUGGAGGGGUUCCUAGACUUCCUGCUCGGGGACUCAGAGGAUGCUCAGCUACUCAGGGACACUUUUGUUUUUAAGGUGGUGCCAAUGCUGAACCCAGAUGGUGUGGUAGUGGGUAAUUACCGCUGCUCUCUGGCAGGCAGGGACCUGAACAGAAACUACAAGACAUUGCUCAGGGACUCCUUCCCCUGUGUGUGGCACACCCGAAACAUGGUGGAAAGGCUGAUGGCUGAGACGGAUGUCGUUCUUUACUGUGACUUUCAUGGCCACAACCGUAAAAACAAUGUCUUUAUGUACGGUUGUAACAACCGAGGUGACACCUCGCUGAAGCUUCAAGAGAGAGUCUUUCCAUUGAUGAUGAGCAAGAAUGCCAGUAAUAAGUUCUCCUUUAAGAGUUGUAAGUUUCGGGUUCAGAAGAGCAAAGAGGGAACAGGACGAAUCGUCAUGUGGAGACUCGGCAUCAAAAACAGCUACACUAUGGAAGCCACCUUCGGAGGCUCCACUCUGGGUGACAGGAGAGGAACACAUUUUACUACUCGAGACCUGAAGUCCCUCGGCUUCUACUUCUGUGACACCCUGCUGGACUACUGUGACCCAGAUCCAACAAAGAUCACCUACUGUCUGACAGAGCUGGCAGCGCUGUUUAGGAAGCAGGUCAGAGAGAGGCUGGGCAAAGACAUGGGCACUGAAUGUAACUUCUCUGUGUCUGACCUGGAAACCAGCACCAGUGGUUCAAAUAGUUCAGAUUCUGACGGACUCCCAGUGCAUUUACUGAACCAUCCAGAGAUUCAAGCGAAGAAGAAAAAGAAACGCUUGAGGAGUUGUAAAGAGAGGAACAGGCAGCGACCGGAGGGAGUGAGGAGUAAAGAACAGCCAAAAGUUCUGCAAAGCAGCGUAACAAAUAUUGAUUCCAACCUGCUACAUGAGGGCGCAGUUAAAGUGAGCAUUCAAGAGAGGCCUGUUGGAAGACUCAGGAAAAAAUGGCAGGUGAAUGGCCUGAUAAAAAAAGCUGCCAUCCCGUCUCCCACUACUCACCCAGGGGAGGUGAGUCAGGUGACUCUGUGGCAGGGCUGCGAGCCUGUCAAGCAUAAUGGAAACAUGAAAUCUGCAUACCCGCAUUUCGGGAUUAAAGCAUGUCCACUUCUCAGAUCAUACAGAACUGCGGCCCCUAACACAGAUGACCUGGGGAUGUAUUCAGGACGGUGGAGAUGUUCCUCUCAACUGCUGCACCUGAGUGCCGUCCUUCCUCAUUCUCCAAAUUUCCUCGAAUCCAACAAGCGACAGUAUCGCUGCCCCCGACAAACCUUCGCCUCCUAUAACUUCUACAGAGGUUUGCCACCUCCCCUUACACCGCCCCACAGGUCUUCAAUGUACCUCAAGAUGGUUCCAGACAUUGUUCCGACCAAGCACUUGCUGUCAAAUUUCACCGCUGACAAGUUCGACACCCGGCCUGCUUUUCGAGUCAGAAACUCAGAAAGUUACUUUGUGCCUGAGGCUUCCCUUCUCUCACACGCAGACACAACAAACACCAAACGGCAGAACGAGGAACAGGAAGGAGAUUCUCCAGAAGGUUUGUCACUGAUGAGAUGUAAACCCCUUGGAGAACCGAAGCAGAGACUCGCCCCUGACGUACCUCUGAGAGAAACUGAAUCGCGCAGCAGCUUAUUUGUGCCUGUUCUGAGGGACACAAACCUGAGAGAGAAAAAAUACUGCAAAGAGACUGUGGAGGACAAAAGGCACCUGGGUGGUUUAUCCCCUGCUUCAAAGCCUCCAGGCCUCAUAAAGACAGAACCUAAGCAUCCACAGAGUGACACCCUCAGUAGGCUUCAGACUAAGGACAUCAGGCACUACCAUUCAGGAAGAGAAAGCCAGAUAAGAACGACAAUGAUGACACUGUCACCACAUUCUGCCUCCCUGUGGGGCGGCGAGGCAGAAUGAUAUGAUUACAUAAUGCUGGUCCUGUGUUGAUAUUUGUAAGGAAAAGAUUUACUGAUGACAAACACAAAGUCUAUACGUUGCCUAAUAAAUUAUACACAGGCCGUUGGGUUUAAACAUUUCAUUUAUUACAAAGCUAGAAAAACAAUAAUACAAUUCAACGCAAUAUAUGGUGAGUAAAAUAUCAAAAUAAAUAUGUUCAUAUGUUCUCUUUAAUACUCAAUCGUGGGGAGAAUUUUUACAAUGUACGACAUGUAAUACCAAAAAAGGCACACUCUUUUUAUUGCCUGAGUCUGGAAGGCGCACAGUACAGACGUGUCAAGGUGUGGAAGGGACGCAGCUUCAGAAUUCAGUCAAACUGUCGGAGAUGAAACUGCCUCUCUGUGUGUCUGACCAAGUCCCGCAGCGCCACAAACCCAAAGAGGGCCUGAAUCAUUCAGGAAUUAAAACAACAUUAUAUACGAAUUAAACCAGUGGUAAUCAACGAACGCCAAAUAUAUAAACAUACACAACAUUACAUAUAUUUACAAUCAUGCAGAUCGGAAAUAGACAUUACGUUUUUAAAAGGAAUGUACCUGUGUGAGUAUGAAUAAGGCGAGAACUAUGUGAACACCCCUCUCCAAGGGUUGUAUGAGAAUGGCUUCAUUGAAAAGCUGAAAUAGGAUAAGGGGAAACUGCAGCAGGAUGCUCAGCAGCCAAAAACCAGCCAGCUCCGGGACCUUUCCAACACACACAUUACAUAUUAUUACGUAUUCUUUGCAUUUCUUUGUUUGUUGUGUUAUUCAGCAUAUGCUAUUAUCCAAAGGGACUCACAUCCCUUCAACACCAUAGACAUGCCUACGGGUGAGUGUUGACCCAUUUUUUCCUGCAAUUGUAUCUUUUGCUUUGUGUGAGUGAUGCACCACCUUUUCUUGCAGGUUCCCAGCAUAGCCAAGAAACAGUCUAAUGGCCUCGAUCAGAGUCAUCAAGAUGAGAACAGUGACAAGGAUGAACUUGUAGUAGUCUGGCAAGGCAGGAUACUGGUAGAGAUGACAAAUACAACAAUGCAGUUAAAUGAACUGAAUUUAAAUUAAAGUCGUUAUCCUAAGUGGCUUUUAUGAAAUUAGGAACGAGUCUGACUUGUUUACAGUUCAAUUAAAAUGAAUACCUGUAAAAACAACAAAUGACCAACUGUACUUGACAACAAUGAAGCAAACAAAUCAGCCUUUGGGGAUCAUUUGUUCACUUUGCUGCUACCUAAAUAUUUUUUAAUCAGCUUAUUUUGGGUCACUGAUACUUUUCUCCUGGGAAGUACAAAGUUUUGCAUUAAAGGUAUGUUCAAAAAGGAAUGCAUAUUAGAAAAAACCAACUGCUUAUAGUUUUACUUCAACUGACUUUUAGAAGAGGACGUCAUGCAGCCUGACUGAAAUUGUU
This is a messenger RNA of Eleginops maclovinus (Patagonian blennie), 4580 nucleotides long. RefSeq names its product AGBL carboxypeptidase 2 (gene agbl2). Lineage: Eukaryota; Metazoa; Chordata; Actinopteri; Perciformes; Eleginopidae. Gene Ontology annotation, molecular function: metallocarboxypeptidase activity; zinc ion binding. Gene Ontology annotation, biological process: proteolysis. The transcript has 22 exons. The record is from RefSeq and is a predicted model, not a curated record. The coding region runs from base 111 to 3170 and encodes 1019 amino acids.